GCUGCCGGGCGCCUUCCCCUCGCCAGGGCAGAUAGGGCAUUGCCGUAAGCGCAGCUGCGGGGCUCUAGGCGUGGAAGUGACUUGGAAUCGCGAUGGCACGGAGGUGUGACAGCACGCGUGGGCUUCCGACCCUGCCCGCCAGCGCGCUUGCGGCAGGUCUUUUCCUAGUGACGAGUUGUAGUGUUUGGCGUGAGUCUGUUUUGUUUUUAAGGGCUUACGGUUGAUACUUUCUGGAAGGGUGAGCGCUGAUUUUUCAGUCUGCCGUUCAAUAUUGGCCUUAUUACGCAUGUGGUGUUUUCCUAAUUCUAUCUUAUUCUGUGGCUCUUCUUCCAUAAAAUGUCUGCGAGAUGUAUUUCUUGACCAAAGCGGUCCAGUGUAUGUUAUCUACCAUAUCUGUGAUCAAACCCUUGGUGUAAUCGAAGUAGUGUUAAUUUCAGUGCAAUAGGAAAGUUUACUGACAUGAAGAUGCAAUUCCAGACAAACGUCAGAAGAAGAUUUUAAGGUAGUUAGUGGGGGGAUUGCUUUCAGCGUCUAGCAUACUGAUGUAUGGUGUGGUAGGUACUCUCUGACUUCUAAAGUAGAAGUAGAUCCUCUUUUAGUUUUGUAAAACUACUUCCUGUCUGAAGCAACUUGGUUGAGGGUAAGCUGUACAUGAUCAACACAUGGUAGAAGAAAUCAAGAGUAACAGCUUAUUUAACCCUGCCUGGGCUGAUUAGGCCAGAAUCAUGAUAAAAUCGGUGUGACUUGCAGGGAAGCCUGGCUUCAAAUGAGAAAGCAGCUUUUAGCUUAUUCUGUUUAAAGUUACUUCUUAAAAGAUUUCAGGGAAGAUGAUGUAACUUUGAUCUCCUUUUGUCAAAACUGGCCUAGGUCAGUGUUGCCACGGCUGUUUACAAAACUUGUCAAUACUGAAGAAGGAAAAUGGUAAAUAUAGUUGUCAUUUAAUCUCUUGCAGGAGGUCAGUGCCUGCACUACUUCAGACUAAUUAGCACGGGAUUAAUGGAUCAUCUCUCUAGUAUCCAAAUAAGCACAGCAAACUUUGAUUGCCCUUGAUGAUUCAUGCUUGUUGGGAUAGCUGUAGUUUUUUUGUUUUAAGUGCUAACUGUACCUCACAGCCUGUUUAACUCUGGCAUUAGGAACUUCUCAUUGACUGACUGCAAUUGUUCAUAUGGAUGCAGAGCCAAUGGUGUGUCGAGUUAGAGGUCUGCGGUGAGAGCCACGGUGCUUACUGCAGCUUCAGAGAACUGAUGCAUCCAGUGGGCUGCAUCUGCUUACAUACUCUUAAAAGUAUUCUAGCGUUUGUCUCCUGAAAUCUUACUUUUAAUUGAUAAUGCUAGUAGCCAUUAGAUGGCCUGCAGAACCAACGUAGAAAAAGCUCUAAAGCUCCCUGGAUUUGCAGUCUUGGGUUUAGUUUAGGAUUAUUUUAAGUUUCUUGCUGCACGUUGAAGUUUAUCCAAACAUGAGCCUCUCUCCUCUUUUCUCCUCUGGAGCUAUGAGCCUCUGAUUUAAAUGGAUACUGCCAGGUUGACACAACCUCAUGAUACUAAGUUGGGCCCUAAGUUUUAAUGUUGCUUUAAUAUUGCAUUCUUACAUUCCAUUAUUUUUUUCUUCCUCCUCUUUGCUACUCCAGCAAGUGUCACUGGCAAGAAGAAACUGUCUGUAGAAUGGAGGGAAGAAACUUUUGUUAUACCAAGUGCUGGCACAUACAGACAAAAAAAAUGAAAAUAUACUAAUUCAAAUUGCUUUAUGUGCAGUGUCAAAUGAGGCUGUGAUAGAUUUUUUUUUCCUAAAAGUCUGUUUAAUCUUGUCAACAUGGUAUCUCAGUCUAACACUUUGAAGAAAUUAACUAAAGAUUAGAGUGACUAGCUUGCAUCUGAGUACUUUCUUAAGCCUCUAAUAAUUUCUUCCAUAUAAAUAAGCGCAGCUUCUUCUGAAGCUGUUACUUUUGUCCAAAUAUAUUACCUUCUCCUCCACAUCUAUUAAGAGACUAUACCUGUCCUUAUGCUUGUUCCUUACUGUUCUUUUUAGAAGAAUGCCUAAACUUUUUCUCAUUCUUUGUGUUAGAACUUGAAAUUUGCCAAAAUUGUGCUCCAGUUGAAAAGUAUUUCACUGUUAACAGCAGUGAUGUGUUCAUGAUAUAAAGGAUAUGACAAAAUUGUUUUUGUCUAUAUGGAAAUAUGUUUUUAAUUUAGUUUAGAAUAAAUAUAUCCUUUCCUCCAUUUCCAGAUUGCAUCAAUUUUCAGAGAAAAUUGGGAGUUUAUUUCCUGAAUGUAGCAAGGGUGACUAUCAUUAACUUUUGAACUUUAAAUCUAUAAUGAAAAAGUGUGGCUGUUCUUACCAUAAAUGGUAAUAGGAAUCUAUAUAUAAAUAUUUAUAUUCCUACUGCCAUACGAGAUAUAUAUAUAUAUAGAAAGAGAGAGAGAGAUAGGAAAAUAGACUAUGUAAAUAACUGUAUUCCAUCUUGGGAGUUCUGUCAAGUUCCUAAACUACAGUCAUAAACAAACAUCACUACAAUUUUGAGAACGAAAUGUAGCAUUAACGUAUAUAUGCUUUAGGGAAUACAUUGUUGUUUUGUACCUGGAAGAGUAGAGCUGUUGAAAAGCCAUAAGCUGCUUGGAACACUUUCAUUUGCAACCUUGGAAAACUAUGUAAGAUUUUUCUGCCCUGUCAGAAAGCCUUCCCAACUAUAGUACACCUGAAAGGAUACUGCAGUGAAUGAUAAGGUAUAUCUCAUACAUAUUUAUUUGGCUUUCAUAGGGCCUCCGGCAAGCCUUUUCCAGCCACCCCGUCGCCCUGGCCUGGGAACUGUUGGGAAACCCAUCCGCCUCUUAGCCAAUCAUUUUCAGGUUCAGAUCCCUAAGAUUGAUGUUUAUCACUAUGAUGUAGAUAUCAAACCAGAAAAGCGCCCCCGAAGAGUGAACAGAGAAGUGGUGGAUACUAUGGUGCGACACUUCAAAAUGCAGAUAUUUGGUGAUCGGCAGCCUGGAUACGAUGGGAAAAGGAACAUGUAUACCGCGCACCCGUUACCUAUUGGCCGGGAUAGAGUGGAUAUGGAGGUGACACUUCCAGGAGAGGGGAAGGACCAGACGUUUAAAGUAUCCAUUCAGUGGGUGUCAGUAGUCAGCCUUCAGUUGCUGCUGGAAGCUCUGGCAGGGCAUUUGAAUGAAGUUCCUGAAGAUUCUGUACAGGCACUUGAUGUGAUCACACGGCAUCUUCCCUCCAUGAGGUACACUCCUGUGGGUCGCUCCUUCUUCUCCCCUCCUGAGGGUUAUUACCACCCUCUGGGAGGUGGCAGGGAGGUCUGGUUUGGUUUCCACCAGUCCGUAAGGCCUGCCAUGUGGAACAUGAUGCUCAACAUUGACGUGUCAGCAACUGCUUUCUAUCGCGCCCAGCCUAUCAUUGAGUUCAUGUGCGAGGUCUUGGACAUUCAGAACAUCAAUGAACAAACCAAACCUCUUACAGACUCCCAACGUGUCAAGUUUACCAAAGAAAUCAGAGGUCUAAAGGUAGAGGUUACGCACUGUGGCCAGAUGAAGAGAAAAUACCGAGUUUGCAAUGUUACUCGACGACCAGCCAGUCAUCAGACGUUUCCUCUACAGCUGGAAAAUGGGCAGGCUAUGGAGUGUACAGUAGCUCAGUAUUUUAAGCAGAAGUACAGUCUGCAACUAAAAUACCCGCACCUUCCCUGUCUUCAAGUAGGACAGGAACAGAAACACACAUACUUACCACUGGAGGUAUGUAACAUUGUGGCAGGCCAGAGAUGUAUCAAGAAGCUAACAGACAAUCAGACAUCCACAAUGAUAAAAGCAACUGCAAGAUCUGCACCAGACCGACAGGAAGAAAUCAGCAGACUGGUGAAAAGUAACAGUAUGGUUGGUGGACCUGAUCCAUAUCUGAAGGAGUUUGGUAUUGUUGUCCAUAAUGAAAUGACAGAGUUAACAGGCAGAGUUUUACCAGCACCAAUGUUGCAAUAUGGAGGCAGAAACAAGACUGUGGCUACACCAAACCAAGGUGUGUGGGACAUGAGAGGGAAGCAGUUCUAUGCUGGCAUUGAGAUUAAAGUUUGGGCUGUUGCCUGCUUUGCUCCUCAAAAACAAUGCAGGGAAGACUUAUUAAAGAGUUUUACUGACCAGCUGCGGAAGAUCUCCAAGGAUGCAGGGAUGCCAAUCCAAGGACAGCCCUGUUUCUGCAAAUAUGCCCAAGGAGCAGACAGCGUGGAGCCCAUGUUUAAACACUUGAAACUGACUUAUGUUGGUCUGCAGCUGAUUGUGGUGAUUUUGCCUGGAAAGACACCUGUGUAUGCUGAAGUAAAGCGGGUUGGUGACACUCUUCUAGGAAUGGCCACUCAGUGUGUUCAGGUAAAGAAUGUGGUGAAAACCUCACCACAAACACUGUCCAACCUUUGUCUGAAGAUAAAUGCAAAGCUUGGAGGAAUCAACAAUGUGCUUGUACCUCAUCAAAGGCCCUCGGUGUUCCAGCAGCCAGUGAUCUUUUUGGGAGCAGAUGUCACUCACCCUCCUGCUGGUGAUGGAAAGAAGCCUUCCAUAGCUGCUGUAGUAGGCAGCAUGGAUGGCCAUCCUAGCCGUUACUGUGCUACAGUGCGUGUGCAAACCUCCCGGCAGGAGACCUCCCAGGAAUUACUGUACAGUCAGGAGGUGAUACAGGACCUGACUAACAUGGUGCGAGAACUAUUGAUCCAGUUCUACAAAUCCACUCGUUUCAAGCCUACAAGGAUCAUUUACUACAGAGGGGGAGUAUCAGAAGGGCAGAUGAAGCAGGUAGCUUGGCCAGAACUUAUAGCAAUCCGGAAGGCCUGUAUUAGUUUGGAAGAAGAUUAUAGACCAGGAAUAACUUACAUUGUUGUGCAGAAAAGGCAUCACACCAGACUGUUCUGUGCUGACAAAACUGAAAGGGUGGGUAAAAGUGGCAAUGUACCUGCAGGCACUACUGUGGACAGCACGAUAACGCAUCCUUCUGAAUUUGACUUUUACCUCUGUAGCCACGCAGGAAUUCAGGGAACCAGCCGGCCCUCACACUAUCAGGUCCUGUGGGAUGACAACUGUUUUACUGCAGAUGAGCUACAGCUGUUGACGUAUCAGCUGUGUCACACGUAUGUCCGGUGUACGCGAUCAGUCUCUAUUCCAGCUCCCGCUUACUAUGCUAGGCUGGUAGCAUUUAGGGCCAGAUACCAUCUUGUGGACAAGGAUCAUGACAGUGCUGAAGGCAGCCAUGUGUCAGGACAGAGCAAUGGCCGUGAUCCUCAGGCUCUGGCUAAGGCAGUACAGAUCCACCAUGAUACUCAACAUACGAUGUAUUUUGCUUGAGAGCUUCUGGGAAGAUGAGGCAAAACCUACAACCCAUGCAGUCCUGAAAUGUUUUGAAUGCCUACUGCUAUAGUUAGGGCCCAGUUUAUUUCAAACUGCCCACUACCAGCAGCUCUGAACAGUCGCACUGAAUCUGUACUUCACAGCAAUGUCUGAUGCACCAACACAAUUGAGCCAUUUGUUUCAUUAUUUUACGUAACAGAAAUUCAUAGACUGUCUUUUCUGAUGCAUUGGACUGAAUUUUUACCUCAAAGCGCAAAAGGCCGAUCAUCCUGAAAUUUUUAAAGGACUUGGCACGAAAGGUUUCUAUUGAAUAUUUUGCUAGCUAUGGUUUUUAAGUUAUCUUCUCAUCCCGUUUAUCAUGAUGACUGAUUCCCUGUCUUCAUGCACUGCUUAGUGAGUAUGCAUAUUAUGGCAAAAUGUUUUACUCCAGUUAAAUGUAAUUGUUCUAUUGUGUGGGGCCAUAGAUUUUUUAAUGGAGAUUUUAGAUUUCACUACUGUAAAUGCCUUUUAACAAACAUAACUUUCACAGGUAUUGCAGUUUUUUGUCAGUUUUACUAAUUAUCUUUUUAAUCUCUGCAGACUUUGGCUGCAAAGCAAUUGCACUAUACUGCGAGUUCAACUAGGUGGUUCUUGUUCUGUGAAUGUGUAACAUAACCAGAUAGUGAUGCCUGUCAGUAAGUUUUAAUUACAAUGGUUACAAAUAAUACUGCCAUGGUAUCGUAACAAGUACUGAACCAUCAUUUCCCCCUCUAAAAAUGAUUUAAAA
Messenger RNA from Struthio camelus australis, 6090 nucleotides. NCBI's taxonomy places the organism in Eukaryota, Metazoa, Chordata, Aves, Struthioniformes, Struthionidae. The record is from RefSeq and is a predicted model, not a curated record.